Messenger RNA from Myodes glareolus (Bank vole), 907 nucleotides. It is a transcript of the gene Syce3, whose product is annotated as synaptonemal complex central element protein 3. Gene Ontology annotation, cellular component: central element. NCBI's taxonomy places the organism in Eukaryota, Metazoa, Chordata, Mammalia, Rodentia, Cricetidae. The record is from RefSeq and is a predicted model, not a curated record. Gene Ontology annotation, biological process: spermatogenesis; reciprocal meiotic recombination; synaptonemal complex assembly.
AAGAGAACAAUUUUGAGAGUCACUUCUCUCCUUUCACAGUGUAGAUUUCCAGGAAUUGAACUCAGGUUGUUAGGUUUAGCAGAAAGCACUCCUAUCAGCAAAGCCAUCUCACCUGUCCUGGAAUUGCUUUUUGUGCAAAGAACAUGGAACACUUUGGUACUUCGGACUAGAAAAGCUAUUGAAUGAUAUAAGCAUAGCUUAAUGGACCAUUGUUGUGCUUGGAAAAAAAGAAUACUGAGAAAAAUGGAGAGUGGAGGCCCAGCUCAAAGGUUUCAGAUAGGAACAAGAACUCUAAUAGGAACUAGGAUAAUGACCAUUCAUGUGGAUAAUCAUCUGCUCAUGUCUUGAGAUCACAAGUGAAGUUGAAUUUGAAGGUAAAUGACAGAUUUAUUCAGCAGAGGAAAUUUCAAAGCAACCUGAUAUUCAAGCUGGCACUAAAGAAGCAGUUGUAACAGAGAGAUCAGUACCAUGUGGAGAAGUUUCCUGCUCUGCACUGGGACAACAGGAAGUGUUCCUCGGAUCAACACACAAAAGAUGGCUGACUCUGAUCCUGGGGAAAGAAACUAUGAUAACAUGCUGAAAAUGCUGUCCGACCUGAAUAAGGACCUGGAAAAGCUAUUGGAAGAGAUGGAAAAAAUCUCAGUGCAGGCAACCUGGAUGGCCUACGAUAUGGUGGUCAUGCGUACCAACCCCACACUAGCAGAGUCCAUGCGCCGGCUGGAGGAUGCCUUCCUCAACUGCAAAGAGGAGAUGGAGAAGAACUGGCAAGAGCUACUCACCGAGACUAAACGCAAGCAGUAAGCCACCAUCUGUCACCAGCCUGAAUGCAGAAGCCAGGGGCAUGGGUUCAGAGGCCCAGGUGUGUAGCUGUGUGCACGGCACUCGUUUCUCAAUAAACUUAUUUUCA